Messenger RNA from Strongylocentrotus purpuratus (purple sea urchin), 1211 nucleotides. RefSeq lists its product as uncharacterized. The record is from RefSeq and is a predicted model, not a curated record. Bases 1 to 549 code for a protein of 182 amino acids. The transcript has 6 exons. NCBI's taxonomy places the organism in Eukaryota, Metazoa, Echinodermata, Echinoidea, Camarodonta, Strongylocentrotidae.
AUGUCCGAGGUUCGAAGCCGCCAAAUUAGGGCCCAAGGAAUCGCAUGUCUACGUAUCCGCAAGGAAGAUCCAGUUAAGCACAUCUUGCCUGACAUACUUUCUCCUGGCGGCAUCGAACAUAAUGAUGUUAUACCGAGAUAUGGACCACAGCGAACAUUCGCCCAUGACCUUAAUCAGCGUGCUCUACGAAGAAAGGAGUCAACUAGACUGAGCUCAGAUAUUACGACCGAUUCACGUCCUGUCUUCGUAUGUAUCCAGACAUUGCAAAAAGGAGGAGUCUUUGGUUUGGUAGAUGUUCUGUUCAGUGAACAACCAAGCCUGAGCCUGAUAAGUAAUGGAGCAGAGUGUAUGGUCAUGUCUAAACACUUCUUCCUUCAACACGCCAACGAUGAUAUGCUACAUAGGGUCAAGAUAUCGAUGAUGCCGUUUGCUAAAGAGGAUGAAAUUCAGCGCAGUUUGGAGAACCAGCUCAGAUGGGAAGCCUAUAGAAACGUAACCAUGGAAACAACUUUGUCAAGAAUGCACAUGAAGAAGUUCUACACAACAUGAUAUCAAUAUAUGAAAGAUGAAAUAUGUUGAGUAUAAGAAGGAGAAUGCAUGACAGACAAGAUCUUAAGAAUGCAUUAAGACAUGCAGCUCCUGUCACACCAACACGUCUUACAAGAUGACCAGAUCUUGUCGACUUCCUUGAUAGAUCAUGACAAGAUUUGGGAUCCCUAAAUACAGACUUUCCUCCUGUUAACUUCUUUGUAAUUAGAAAAGAUCCUGCAUGGGUGACGACGAUGAUGACCAGGAUGGUGGUAAUGGUCAUUAUAAGUAAAGACAUAAAACAUUUCUCUCAUGUAAAACAAGAAGAUCGGGAAUUCGGAUCUCGAUCAUGAAGUCAAAUUCAUUGGGACGACACGAUAACAUCAUAUGGACUUUAUUGAAUUUUCUCUUUAGAUCUUACCAAAUUUAAGAAAGUGCAAAUAUUACUAAUGUAGACCAAAUAAUAGACCCUAUGUGUACAUAACUGUUAUCAAUUUUAUUAUUACUAUUUCCUAUGUAAUUAUGACAAUGUAUGACAUACAGUAUGACAGAUUAUUUAUUUUGUAUGAAAUGCGAAGUCUAUAUAUUUGUUGUUAAUAAUAAUAAUAAUAUUGGGUUCUUGUAAUGUUAGUUUACACUCACUUGGUACAUGUCUUGAUUUGAAUAAGGCCUCGAUCUUACUU